GCUGUUUGUAGCCCGCAACAUUCCAACACCAGACAGCAGCACCCGCAAACACUGCCCUCUACGCACACCUGACCAUUACAAUGAGUUCUCCAAUUCAAAAGGACGCAUUCUGGGGCCCGCCAACGUCCCAUGCAAAUUUCUGCGAAGAGGAUUAUACCAUAACCCGCUACAUCGCCGAAUUCAUCAACACCCUGACCAACCUCACCUACAUUCUCUACGCCAUCCACGGCCUCCGCCAUCUCCCCCACCACCUCUCUCCCUCACUUUCGCGCCGUAUUCCAUACUACGGCCUCAUCGGCGUAGGCCUCUGCUCCGCCGGGUUCCACCUGAGCCUCAAGUAUCACACGCAGAUGAUGGACGACCUCUCCAUGCUCCUCACCACCACCCCGCUCCUCCACCGCGUGCUGACGGUCAACACCAGCGCACAGACCUCGUCGCGCGUGGCGCUGGCGCUGGGAGUCGCGCUGCUGGGCCUCGCGGCCGUGCACGUAGUGACGGACGAGCUGGUCCUCCACGCAGUGGGCUUCGUGGGCAGUGUGACGGUCAUCGGGGUGCGGACGAUGCAGUUGAUCCAGCAGCGGACGAGCCGGGGGUCCGUUGCAAGGAAGGAGUUGUGGGCGUUGGUGCGGUUUGGGGCUGUGAUAUUCAAUGUGGGGUAUGUCGUCUGGCUGGUGGAUGGGUGGGCGUGUUCGGUUUUGCGGAGGUGGAGGGCGGCGGUGGGGGUGCCGUGGGCGUUUGGGUUGGAGUUACAUGGGUGGUGAGUCACUUCCCUCAUUGUCUAUCCCGCAGAUACGAGUGGGUUUGCGUGAUGGGGGUUGAUGCUAAGCAUGGCGGUGUUUAGGUGGCAUAUCUUCACCGGGGUGGGCGCUUACACCUUCAUUGCGGUGAUUGACCACCUCGUCUCUGACGCGGA
Messenger RNA from Aspergillus fijiensis CBS 313.89, 913 nucleotides. Its product is annotated as ceramidase. Bases 81 to 761 code for a protein of 226 amino acids. Lineage: Eukaryota; Fungi; Ascomycota; Eurotiomycetes; Eurotiales; Aspergillaceae. The record is from RefSeq and is a predicted model, not a curated record. Gene Ontology annotation, cellular component: endoplasmic reticulum membrane. Gene Ontology annotation, biological process: ceramide catabolic process; ceramide biosynthetic process. The transcript has 6 exons.